ACCAUCGUCGCGGACAUCCUCGAGCUCAUCGUCCUCGCCCUCGCCCUCAUCUGGUGAGUAGUCUAGAAUGAGAAGGACGGACUUGAAUUAGAGCUGAGAAGAGCGCAUAUACAGCCUCGUCAUGGCCCGCUGGCGCCUGCGCAUCCAGACCGGCGUCCUCGUGAUCCAGUAUCUCCUCUACGCUCUCUUUCUCGUCCAUUUCAUCUACCGCUUCAUUCACGACCUCUUUCUCGCCGCGCUUGGGUGGACGCACAGGCAAGAUCGGACAUGCGAGCCCGCGGCAGGACAGACAAUCUUUGUCACCAGUCAACAGCAGACCGUUCUUGCGAGACCGAUUGACUGGUCCCAGCUACACGAGGCCGCUGGCGAGGGCGUCAAUGGCGCAGCGGCCUUCUGGCUUCUCUUCGUCUUGCCUCUUUUCAUCGCCGUGCUGCUACUCAUGGCUGCCAACCUGCCCUGCUACGUCGGCGCGGUCCCGCUGCCCGAUCCAUGCCCGGACACGGUAAGAUACAAGCUAUGCUACAACGAAGAGUCGCAGAAAAUGGAGUUCCAGCGAGUCGACCACGCUGGCGGACCGCGCUUGCCAUCGGGCGAGCCGCUCUACGAGCUCGUCAGGGACAAGGACGGCGAAGGCUGGGCGGUCAGAGAAGCCACGGUGUCAACAAUCCCAGUGUUCGACCACAUUACUUUCUCGCCUUGGUACCGAUGAUGAAGUCCUCCCUCCGCCUUCUCCUCUUCCAAAAUAUUACCUCG
Molecule: messenger RNA, 753 nt
Organism: Acaromyces ingoldii
Lineage: Eukaryota; Fungi; Basidiomycota; Exobasidiomycetes; Exobasidiales; Cryptobasidiaceae
Exons: 4
Coding region: 122-709 (195 amino acids)
Source: RefSeq, a predicted model, not a curated record